CCUCGUUCACUCUCGAUAUUCCCAUCCCCCCACUUUGUGUGGAUGUCGAUGUUACCAACGCCGCUUAUGAGAAACCACCGAAGCAAACCUUGGAGAAAACCGCCAGCAUUGAACAAGGGAAAUCAGUGACUCCGGACUCAGCAUAUAAUUAAAGACGAGGUGCUCCACGAUAAUAAAUUCCCUUGGACGUUUGUAAGAGUAGACUGUCUUCUGACAUGAAUCCUGUGUAUAGUCCUGUCCAGCCCGGGACACCGUACGGGAACCCCAAGAACAUGGCAUACGCAGGCUAUCCUGCAGGUUAUGCUCAGACUCCUACCUAUACACCCAACCUCUACCAGACUGGCAGUCCAGGCUAUCCCCCAGUGCUGCUGGUGAAGCAGGGCUGGCCCCAGGCCUCCAGUGCUGGAGUGGGCCCAGAGGGCUCCUAUGACCUGGCCAUGGACGCAGGCUCAGAGGGCCGCCAGUACCAGGCCUCAGCCGCAGCUUUCAGAUACACUGCUGGGACUCCCUACAAGGUCCCCCCUGGUCAGUCCAAUGGGGCGCCCCCUCCCUAUUCCCCAUCCCCUAACCCCUACCAGACGGCCAUGUACCCCAUCAGAAGUGCCUAUCCCCAACAGAACCUCUACGCUCAGGGUGCGUACUACACACAGCCGAUGUAUGCGGCUCAGCCUCACGUCAUCCACCACACCACGGUGGUGCAGCCCAACAGCCUCCCCAACGCCCUCUACCCUGCCCCUGUCCAACAGCCCCGCUCCAACGGCCAUAUGGCCAUGGGCAUGGUGGCCGGCACAACCAUGGCCAUGUCUGCUGGUACUCUGCUGACCACGCCUCAGCACGCCACUCAGCACAUUGGUGGACAUCCGGUCACCGUGCCAACCUACCGGCCCCAGGGGACGCCUGGGUACAGCUAUGUGCCUCCUCACUGGUAGACCCUCAUCACUGGGCCCCACUCAUGAGUCAAACAUUGCUCCAACUCAAGUCUUACAUUGGUGCAGGAGGUCUGGCAUACAAGCACCAAGUCUGUCAGCAAGAAAAAAAACUAAAGUGCAAGGGUCACUAUGCAUUAUUUUGUGAUUUGGAAAAGCUGCUUUUUCAUGUUUUUAUUAUUUUUUUACCAGCCUCAGAUUUUGUUGAUUUUUUUUUUUUGAUUUUGACUCUCUUAUAAUCCAGACACACACUGACCAGCAGUAUAGUACAUUUAUAGUACAUUUGUGCUAAACAAUUGUGUGUGUGUGUGUGUGUAUUUUUGUGUUCUGAACACUGGUUACGACGCAAAGCCAGUCCCUUCAGCCGUGAGAAUGUACACCUCUUUGUAUGCUGCCAAAUGCUCUCAUGUUUCAAAAAACAUUGGGGGGAAAGCGCCGUACGAGUGUCGCGCCUUGUUUCUUUUGUGUUGCACCUAGAUUAUUUUCCACUUUUCUUGAUUUGCAUUCCCAUUUCGGUUUACGUUCAAACACAACCAUCUUCCAGCACAAGAUAACAAGGGUCGUCUUCCAGCUUGUAGCAACCGUGCAUUAACUUGGCUUCGUAAGAUUAUUCCCACUGUAUAUCAGUCAUGUGGUAGAAGAAAGACUUAUACCGUAAGUACCGUAAUAGUUACACACCAUGUAGAGUACAUUUUCAGUAAGUUCAGUGGACUUAAUUAGCUUUUACGUCUACUAGAGUAUUGUAAGCAAUUGAAAUAUCUAUACAUGAAUAUAUAUUAUAUAUAGGAAUACUGACGUGUGAGCAAGCGCCUGUGCGCGUUUGUGGUUCUUUUGGACAAGUAAAAGCUCGGCAAACUUAAAAACACACUCACAUUUAGGUUUUUCAGUUGGUAUGAGUAGUGGCACAUGUACACAAUACAUAUACAGAUUUAUAGGACAUCACACACACAGACUCAAAAGUGUAGACAUCAUAGGAUGCGAUGGAUAGAUUGCUGGAUAGGAUCUCCCUAUUGCAGGCUAUGUUGUGAAUUGAAUCCAACUCUAAUCUAGUGUCAACUGAAGUGCAUGGAGUUUGAAGGGUGAGGCAAAUUGUCAGUUGGACCAGGGAUAACUAAGUUGAAGGAUUCAAGGGAUUUACGGUCAAUAGAAGAGAGGGGAGAAAGGAAUACAAGGGGAGUAGUGAGUGGAAAAAGGAAGAAAAGCAUCUAAAUUGUGUUGUGGUCAAGCAUCUAUGCCCAUAGCCUUGUGCUGCAUGCCUCCCAUUGAUCUCACAGGCUGGAGAUUAGUGUUAUUCGCAAUAAAGAUCCCAUGUGAUGUCAUGUUUACAUGUUUAAUAGAUAUCUAGGCCCUAAACUGCACCAUUUACCUUGGUCGUGUUCAGCAAGGCACGCCAGAGCAAAACGUUUUGCAUUGGAAAACAAAAAUUGGUGUUCUUAUUGGACAGAUUCAGGUAGUACCGCCUUGUUUUAGUCCUUUUCAAAACGUUUUCUCGGGAACUUAACAUGGCCCUGAUCAGUGUCACUCGUUCUUCAGGUGACCAGUAGAGGGCAGUAGUGAGGGGUGCAGGGCAGACAGCAGAGUUAAGGCUUCUUCCGCACGCUUCAGUUUGGGUAGCCGAACCGAACGAGUGGGCUCGCAUACCUUACCUUCGCCUGAAAAAAGAGAAAAAAGACGCAAUAGUACUGUUUGUCCGUUUUGGGACUACGUAGCCAAAAUAGUCUAAAUUAAUCUAGAAAUCUGUCAUUCAUUUUGAUGUUUUUGCAAAGGAGAUCUUAGUUGUGCAAUUUUACAUCUAACUAUGAUGUUUGGUGGAGUAUUUCUCAAUUGAAAACAUUUGCAUGAAAAUGAGUCGUCUGUCAUUGAAUGACAGCAAACACUUCAUUGAGGAAUUCCUACUGUUGACCAAUCGCCGAUGAAAUGGUGUUAACUUCGGCUUGCCUCGCAAGAAAAAAAUUGUGUGCAACGAACAGUCGAAAAAACCCUUGCCGAAGACCAAAACUAAUAAAAACUCCACCAAAUGUAGUCAUAAUAUAUACACAUACUGUUCCAAACUGCUUGGUUGGCUCAGGGUUUUAGAGGGGCCCUCUAUUCCCUUCCUAUUUAGGGCUCUGGUCAAAAGUAGGGCACUAUAUAGGGAAUUGAGUGCUAUUUGGAACAGAAACAAGCUUUUAGAAGCCAGACUGACCUCAACAGAGAUGUGUUUCAGUCCAGAGAAUUGUGUCAUCUGGUCUCAAUGUGUAUAUUACUCCGUAGUCCAUGCAAUUGAUACUAGUUCACCUGUCUUGUGAAAUCUUCUAAACAAUGGCAGGUGUAAAAAUGCUCUAAAACACAUUAUUUUGGACUUAGAUUAGUGAAAGGAAACAUUUAGUCGUCAUGUUGGCCAACAUCCUAGGCCCUCCCUCCCUUCAGAGUAGCCAAUAGAACAGGUUCAAGACAUUGUUUCCAGGGCAUCCAAUAGCAGACACAAUGGAAGGGAGAUAGGAUCGUGAAGGGAAUCAUGUGUAUGAGAAGAAGAAUUUGUGUUCUAACAGGAAAUUGGGAACAUUUAAAAAAAGGUUUCAAUCAUGUCCCUUUAGUCGGGGCCAAAAACCCUAUGACAGGGGGACUUGAGUUGGGAGAGGUCCGUGUGCGGCAUGUGUUGACUCCAAAUCAACCCAUAACCUAGCCCUAGCCUCUACUCCUCUCAGGUCUUCUGAGAGGAUUGGGAUAGGUGAAAUCAAUAUGGCUGACAUUUCCACCCAGCCAAUCAGAAGGCAAGAUUUUACCAUAAUGCUUACAGUGUAUUGAUCCAGUCUGCCUACAUCCACAGGAGUGACUAGGGUGUAGGGGCUAGGGAUCCAUUUGGAAUUCAGAAUAGAAUUGGCAAGGAAGCAGGGUUCAGCUUGGGUAGAGUUUAAAGGUUGUGAGGAGGAGUUCCAUACUAGGUUAUUAUGGUUCAGUACUAGGUUACCGUAUCAUGACCACAUAUCAGAGUUAUCAUGUGAGUGUGUCAAAAUUGUAUUGCACAAACAUCUAAAAGUAAUAAUCUAUACUAAAUACCAGGUACUUAGCUCAUAUUUUAAGAGAUUUCUUAAGAGUUCAUUUAGUUCCGUGCAUUUGACUCUGGUCUCAAUAAACAACUGUAAAUUUAAGAGAAUAUCUGUUGUGAAUAAUUGCUACUGCUUUUUUCAAUCUGUUACAAUCAGUUAACUACUAUGUAAAAUGCUAAAUGCCAUUUUUUUGCCACAGUGUUACAUCGCCAAUGGAAAUAAAACAUUUAUUUAAAGGUGAGACAUCCUGCACCCAACAUAUGACAAUUGAUACAGUAGCAUUCGCUAGUGAACGAGGUAUAGAUGUGUAGAUGAGUGAGGCAUGUAUACAGUCAUGUGUGAGAGUUUUUCCCAACAUGGCACUGGUCAGACUGUGUAGAGCCAACGUUAUCCAAACGCUACUCUCCCCUGUCAGUAGCCUAUCACAGAGCCAAACAGAACAAAAACAUUGAAAACAAGUCUCAAAAGUAAAUGUAUUGUGCCACAUUUUUUGGGAACAUUAGAGGGAAGACCAUCGAAAAAUAUAGUUUUGUAGUGCUAUUCACCAGAACAUGUAAUGUGAUGCAAGAGCUGAACAAUGCAUAUGACUAGUUGCACAGGCCCAAGUCUGUGAAUGCUAUGUUGAGUGCUAAAUCUUUGGUGGUUCAAAACCUCAAUAAUAAUUCAACCAUGUGUACUAUGAGUAUAACUGCAGUGUUUUAAAAAAAGGCACAAAAAAAAGAAACUUUUAAUUUCUUGUAUGUAAUUUAAGCGCUUUUUACCAUAAGUGUUAUUUAAGGUUUUGUUCAUUGAUUGAUGUUUAUUAUUCUUAAGAUAGAAGAUCUUUAUUGUCAAUCUCAAGUGGGUUGCCUUUUGGUGCUUCAGAGGGCAUUUCAGAACACAAGUCUGUAGGAUGAGUGGAGCAGAUGUGCGGAGGGACACAAUCUGGCAACCCGGUCAGAAGCAACUGGCAUACAGGUCCCUCCUACUCGCUGGCCUUUUCCCCUCAAAGACCAAAGGCAUUGAAACACGAGAGGAAUGUUCCGAGAACCAAACUGACACCAUAAACAGACGUUCCCAGAACAUCCAGGGAACCUAAUGUGCUAACUGGGCAUUAUCUGAAAGUUACCCCAGAGUCAAGUCCUUACACUACAAUUCAUGUUUAUUGAAACAACAUGCUAAAGUGUAUGGGUCCACAGUUUGCGGACUGAAGCAUGAGAGCUGUAGCCUGGGAUUGAAACUUAUUUUGUUAUGUUUCACCAUUGUUUCACUUCAUGUUAUGUAACAACCAUGCAACGUAGCAAACUCUGUUUGAAUUCUAGGCUAUGGGAACUGCUCCUGAGUGUCUCAAUGCCUGGGGUUUGAGAAGCAAGCAGCUCCACCAAGGUUGAACACACAAUCUCUUUGGUUUGUCUGUUUUCUUUGGUCACAAUGAACUUUGGUCUUGUCAAACCUUUGAUUUGAACACUAAUUCAGAGAGAGUGAAGUAUACCUUUGUGUCUUCCCCAAAAAAUAAUCAAAGAAAUUGUUUAAAAGAGUCUGCACCUUGAGAUUAAAAUGAUUUCCCAACUAAUGGCCGCCCAGAGCUCUUGCAACGUUCUGUCACAUGGUUGCAGCAACACUGGCGGAAUGUUUUUGUAACAUAAGAUUGGGACGUUUGUAAAGCAGAGUCCCACAUCAGACUUGUGUAUAUGAAGUGUAAAUCUGUUUUUGUUUUCAUGUCAUUCUAAUGAGGAUCAGUCAGUGAUUCUGGUGACAGAAGUAAGGCAAGUUUGUAAUUGUAUAAUAUUUACUGUACGAUGUAGAACAUUCAAUAACUAUUAAAAUCUUUCCCAAAAAGCC
Oncorhynchus tshawytscha (Chinook salmon) is the source of this 5776-nucleotide messenger RNA. RefSeq names its product protein FAM168A. Gene Ontology annotation, biological process: positive regulation of base-excision repair. The transcript is spliced from 8 exons. The record is from RefSeq and is a predicted model, not a curated record. Lineage: Eukaryota; Metazoa; Chordata; Actinopteri; Salmoniformes; Salmonidae. The coding region runs from base 216 to 929 and encodes 237 amino acids.